Molecule: messenger RNA, 882 nt
Organism: Cyphellophora europaea CBS 101466
Lineage: Eukaryota; Fungi; Ascomycota; Eurotiomycetes; Chaetothyriales; Cyphellophoraceae
Exons: 1
Coding region: 1-882 (293 amino acids)
Biological process (GO): RNA polymerase II preinitiation complex assembly; DNA-templated transcription initiation
Cellular component (GO): SAGA complex; transcription factor TFIID complex
Molecular function (GO): protein heterodimerization activity; transcription coactivator activity; RNA polymerase II general transcription initiation factor activity
Source: RefSeq, a predicted model, not a curated record
AUGGCCUCACCCGCGGCCCCUCUCACACCUCCCGCCGAACCCUCAUCGACUCAGACCCUCACUCAGACGCAGACGCAGACGCAAACACAGACACAAAGCUCAACGCAAGUGCAAGUAUCGCAAUCUUCCGGCCAGUCGGGUACCAAUCGGGUGGAAGCACUCCUAGCGCAACCCUUGACCUCGCUCUCCGAUGAUGGCACCUCAAAACGACCGCGCGACCACCGGCUCAUACACCUUCUUCUCGCAUCGCACGGUGUGAAUGCCUAUCAGGAGCGCGUUCCCCUGCAGCUCAUGGACUUUGCCUACCGCUACACAUCUACCGUCCUCAGCGAUGCGCUGCACAUCCAGCUCGAGGGCUACGACCAAUCCGAGAAUGCCGGCUCCAGCAAGAAGGGGGCCGCCAACAAAAACAAUGCCAACAAGUCAGAUGAGGGUGAUGUGUCGUUGGCAGCGUUGCGCAUGAGCAUUGCCUCACGACUCUCGCAUCAGUUCACCGGUCAGGGUAAUCUGCCCAAGGAGUUCCUCAAGCAGCUCGCCGACGAGCGCAAUCGCAUCUCACUGCAACAGCAAGCCAAGGACGAGAAAAUCAACUCCGGAGUAGUAGUUGGUGGUGUUCGACUGCCGCAUGAGCAGCAUUGCUUGACCGGCAUGGGUUGGGGAUUGAAGAAUGAAUGGGAGAGUGAGGGCGAAGAAAGUGAUGAAGAACUUGACCUCCCACCCGCGCCGGCUAUGCCCGAAGGUGGUGACGGCGGGGAUGCACAGAUGGAGGAUAUGGAAGAGGGAAUGGAAGACGAUGAAGGUAUGGGGACUAUGGAAGACGUCUUCGGUCCUGAUGGUGGAGAGGCCGGUAAGGACGACGAUGCCGAGAUGCAGGAUUCAUGA